GAACAUAGCAAGGUUUAUCUUACCCUUUUUCUAAGAUCUAUUGAAUUUCGACAUUCAGCGUAUAAAAGUAAAAUAUCCUUACUGCAUAUUUUUAAGUUUAAUCUAUUCUGUGCUACUACUUAGAUUAUUACGUUUCACAGCUUACACUAGCUUAAGAGUUGUAGAUUUCUUUUUUAAUUAUAAAUCAAAAAUAGUGAACCAGAUACGAGAUAUAUAUAUAAUAACAUUAAUAUCUAUCUAAAAACAUUUAUUUUUAUAUAAAAAUAAUAUACAACAUGAAACUAGUCAAAUCCAAUCUGUAAUGUUUUGAUGAUAACCGAGAAUAUUGUCGAUCGUUUCCAAAAUAAAACAACAAAUCCCCGAGUUCCUGAUCGUCGUACCUACAAUAAUAACAGCGUAAUCCUACUUAAAUACGCUACGACAACUUAUAAUAGAUAACAGUACACUUUUCUUAUAUAAAAAUUAAAUUAAGAAUUAUCUAAAUGAUGGCAAGGAAACGACGUAGUACAACAGAAAUAAAUACAGCUGAAAAUGCUUCGGUUCCAAAACGCCGUUAUACUAGUGCACAAAGAACUCCUCUUGAAGAAAUGAUGGUUUUUAAUCAUAAAAAAUGUCUUUCCUGGUAUCAUAAAUAUACAAACGGUUCCGGUGAACUAGGACCGGAAGGCAUGGAAAAAUUUUGUAUGGACAUUGGGGUUGACCCAGAAGAUUUAGUAAUGCUUGUUUUGGCUUGGAAAAUGAAUGCUAAAUCAAUGGGAUAUUUCUCAAGUGCUGAAUGGUCAAAGGGUCUUACAGAAUUGCAGUGUGAUUCAGUUAGAAAACUUCAAAGUAAAUUGGAAUCUUUGAGGUUGUAUUUUAAUGAUCCAUUGGCGUUCAAAAGUAUUUAUAGAUAUGCAUAUGACUUUGCAAGAGAUAAAGAUCAACGAAGUAUGGACAUAGAAACGGCAAAGUUAAUGCUAAAUUUAUUACUUGGAAAACAAUGGAAACUUUACCCUUUAUUUGCUAAAUUUAUCGAUCAAUCCAAGUAUAGAGUUAUUAAUAAAGACCAAUGGUGCAAUAUAUUAGAAUUUUCACGAUCUAUCACUACAGAUCUGGCAAAUUAUGACAUAGACGGAGCAUGGCCUGUUAUGUUAGAUGAGUUUGUGGACUGGAUAAAAAAUAGUAACAGCUGAAAUUAUGAAGACAAUUCUCACCAACCAGGAUUAGUUACUGGAACAAUAUAAGUUAAAUACCAUUAAAUAAAACUGAUUCGAUCUCUUGUAUGCUUUUCCAAUUUCCAUUUAAAUAAAUUCAUUUUUAAUUUCAAUUAAUAUUUCAAAAAUGCAGUACAUAUACAAAUCACUUUUUUGCAAGUCUUCUAUUAAAAAUAUUUUUUAUAUAUAUUUAUAUAGUAUAUUAAUAUGAAUAAUUAUAAUAAAAUCAUUCACACCGAUUU
This is a messenger RNA of Myzus persicae (green peach aphid), 1435 nucleotides long. It is a transcript of the gene SCCRO4, whose product is annotated as DCN1-like protein 4. Gene Ontology annotation, biological process: positive regulation of ubiquitin-protein transferase activity; protein neddylation. The transcript is spliced from 7 exons. Gene Ontology annotation, molecular function: ubiquitin-like protein binding; cullin family protein binding; ubiquitin conjugating enzyme binding. Lineage: Eukaryota; Metazoa; Arthropoda; Insecta; Hemiptera; Aphididae. Gene Ontology annotation, cellular component: ubiquitin ligase complex. Bases 483 to 1172 code for a protein of 229 amino acids. The record is from RefSeq and is a predicted model, not a curated record.